Molecule: messenger RNA, 5293 nt
Organism: Oreochromis niloticus (Nile tilapia)
Lineage: Eukaryota; Metazoa; Chordata; Actinopteri; Cichliformes; Cichlidae
Gene: larp1b
Product: La ribonucleoprotein 1B
Exons: 20
Coding region: 451-3789 (1112 amino acids)
Biological process (GO): mRNA stabilization; positive regulation of translation
Cellular component (GO): cytoplasmic stress granule; cytosol
Molecular function (GO): RNA cap binding
Source: RefSeq, a predicted model, not a curated record
CCAGAGUCACUGUUUACAGCGUAGCUCCACGAGCUCCUGGCUGGUAGCGUGGAGUUGAAACCAGAGAGGAGGUCGCUGUAGUAGUUUUUUUAAAAGAAAAAGUUACAGAAAGUCGUUGGAGAAAGAAUAGAGUGUGAGUGGUUUACAUGGUGACAAACUACAAACUCAGAGGUAAUUAUUUGUUCAUAUGAAACAGUCAAUUAGAGUGAAAAACAACAACGUUUAGUUCGGGCUCGCUGACUUCUGCAUGGUCGGUCGCUAGCUAGCUAGGACUUAGCUCCAAGAGCUACUUGGCUAGCUGGCUAGCGAGGUCCAGCCCAGAAGUUGUUUACCUCAACUUGUGGAUGUGGUCGCCCCUUGAGCUUUUCACGACUUUUCUUGGGGAUAAGAGAGCAAGGACCAACAAUUCACACUGGAUUUAACACUGUGCGCUGUUAGGAAACUAGCAGGAUGUCCACAGAGGUUGAGUGUGCUCAGGUUGACUCGGGUUUGACAGCGGCCAGCCCGAGCGGAGUGGUGGAGAAGAACCAAAACACGUCCCAGGGUGCUCGCCUGGACAAAGGACAAGAUCAGGGGCAGAAAGUCUUGGAAAAACAACUAGUGGACAGCCACGACUCCGGGGCUCCCAAGAGCCCAGCGGAUAUAGAAAAGGAAAGCAAAGAAAACUGUAAAGAAAACGACCAAAGUAGUAACGCUGACUCGGCUGUUGAGACGGUGAAGAAGAAAGUUGUUGAAGCGCCUCCGCCGAAAGUCAACCCGUGGACUAAAAGGACCACGGGCAGAGUGCCGGUCAGCAAUACCAACUCUAGCUCCCAAGACAAAGAUCAGCAAAAUGCUCCGAAAGUCGUCCGCGCCACCAAGCCCAGAACGAGAAAAUCCAGCAAGUCAAGUGACUUCAGUGACAUCACAAACUGGCCUACACCUGGAGAACUGGCCAAAGAGCAACAACAAAAUGUCCUCAACAACAAUGGAAAGAAGCCUCCCUCUUUGCGCAGAGAUAAGGAGAAGAAAAGAGAGCGACCAGAGAGAAAAUCUGAGAGCAGCCAUGAUGGAGGUGAGAGCAAAGAGAACCAGGAGGCUCAGGUGGAGCCGAUGGGAGAGCUGACCAAAGAUGAAGAGUCAAAAGCAGGACAGGACGCCAAGAGUGCCAACCUGAGGAAGAGAGGAGGUAACAAACGUAAGUGGGUCUCUCUGCCGCUGGAGGAAGUGUCCCGGGAUGAUGAUGCCAAGACGCCCGGCAGGGACCCAGCACGCUCAGACACAGAGCCCAUCGAUGACUCGUCUGACCUCACGUCGCCUAAUCAAACGCUCCAUAAUAACAGGGCGCAUGAUAGCACCAGGAGCUGGCGAAGAGAGCCGCGGGACUAUGGCGAUGAUGCUACAAGCAUCCGGAGCGACGGUGGGAGUGUUCGUGGAGGAAUACGAGGAAGAGGGAAGGGACGUGGACGCGGAAGAGGUCGUGGGCGAGGGCGAUAUGAAUACCCUCUAAACUUUGGAGACUCUCAGUCAUCUGAUGGCUCUGCUCAGGCCCCUGCAGAGUUUGGCACCAACAUGGUUUACUACUACAGUGAUGGCAACAAACUCCAGAUGUACACGGUGGAUGAAAAGCUGCUUAAGGAAUACAUCAAACGGCAAAUUGAGUACUACUUUAGCCUCCACAAUCUGGAGCGAGACUUCUUCCUGAGGAGAAAAAUGGACGCGCAGGGUUUCCUCCCCAUCUCCCUCAUCGCCAGCUUCCACAGAGUGCAGGCCCUCACCACUGACGUCAGCCUCAUCAUUGAGGCUCUGAAGAGCAGCACAGAGGUGGAGCUGGUCGAUGAAAGGAUCCGCUGUAAAACAGACCCUGAGCGUUGGCCGAUUCCCACCCCUACCAACGUUGGUUCCCCUCGCACCGACUUCUCCCAGCUUAUUAACUGUCCUGAGUUUGUUCCUCGACAGACCCUCAAUGCCACAAACUCCGCUUCGUCACCUGUGAAGGCGACUCCUCCUGAUCCCGUGCAGCCUCAGGACUCUGCUGACCCUGGCUUCUCCAGCCAGGAAUCUCUACCGGCCACAGAUGACUCCAAAGAUGCCCUCGCCCCCAAGCCCGACCCUGACGCCUGGAUCCAGGUUGAGAAACGUCAUAGGCAGCCCUCUGCAAAAGCAAAGUAUGUCAGUGACGAAGUGUGCGUUGCCAGCUCUUCUCCCUGCGCAUCGCUCCAACCUCACUGCCUUUCCUCUGCAGGGGAUAGUAAAACGCCUCCUCCCAGCCAGCAGCCUCCUCCACUGGCAGAGCCCGACCAGGAGGAGCUGGACUUCAUGUUCGAUGAGGAAAUGGAGCAGAUGGCGGCCAGGAAGAACAAGUUCACAGACUGUUUAGAUGAGGACGACUCGGACUAUGAGCUGGAUGACCAGGAUGUGAACAAGAUCCUCAUCGUCACCCAGACUCCACCCUACCUCCGUAAGCAUCCCGGUGGGGAUCGGACAGGUAACCACGAGUCCCGAGCUAAGAUUACUGCCGACCUGGCCAAAGCCAUCAACGACGGGCUGUACUACUACGAACAGGACCUGUGGAAGGGGGAGGAGCCAAUCGAGUGCAUCAAGCAGGAAGUGGAGAACUUCAAGAAGCUGAACGUCAUCAGUAAAGAUGAGUUCGACACUCUCACCCCCAAAGCCCCCAUUGACUCAAACCAGGAAGUCCCAUCUCUUCCCAUGCCAGCAGACAGUGGAGCAGAGUUGGCUCGUUCUGUGCCCACAAUGGUCCCACAGUCGCCCAGAGCUCACCAACCCCGGACCCCCAGAACCCCUCGCACCCCUGGACGCCAGGACCCCAACAAGACACCACGUUUCUACCCUGUGAUGAAGGAGACUGGCGCCAUCGAUGGACAGACGCCCAGGAAGAAGAAGACGAGCCACAGUUCGAACCCUCCCCAGGAGGCUCACAUAGGCUGGGUGAUGGACUCUCGCGAACACCGACCGCGCUCUGCGUCCAUCAGCUCCAACGCCUCUCCAUCAGAAGGAGCCCCGCUAUCAGGAAGUUACGGCUGUACCCCUCAGUCAUUGCCCAAAUUUUGGCAUCCAUCGCAUGAGCUGCUGAGGGACAAUGGCUUCACUCAACAGGGAUACCACAAGUACCGCCGACGGUGCCUUAAUGAGCGAAAACGGUUGGGGAUCGGCCAAUCUCAGGAGAUGAACACUCUGUUCAGGUUCUGGUCCUUCUUCCUCAGGGACAACUUCAACAGGAAGAUGUAUGAGGAGUUCAAACAGUAUGCUGUAGAAGAUGCCAAAGACAACUACAGGUACGGAUUGGAGUGUCUGUUCAGAUACUACAGCUACGGUUUGGAGAAGAGAUUCAGAUUAGAUCUGUUCAAAGACUUUCAAGAAGAGACCCUCAGAGACUUUGAGAAAGGUCAGCUGUAUGGACUGGAGAAGUUCUGGGCCUUUUUGAAAUAUUCAAAGAUAAAGAACCAGCCUAUUGAUCUGAAGCUGCAGGAACACCUCUCGCAGUUCAAGAACUUGGAGGACUUCAGGGUGGUGCCCCCAAUAGGAGACGAUGGCAGCAGGAGGAGGCGUACCUCAUCCUCGGCUGGGGAUGAAGGGAGGCGUCGGAGACAUCCUUCCAACACUACCUCAAAGCCCGCGCAGGCCUCCAAAUCCUCCAGCACUUCAGCUGAGUCUGCCUCAGCCUCCGCCGCUGCACAGACCACACCCAAAGACAAAGCCCAGAAAGCAGCAGCGACAACAUCUGCACAGAGCAAGAAGACAGAAGCCAGAGCUGGGAAGAAGGAAAGUGGUGCACCACAUAAAUGAAGCUCUCCUCCUGUAAACGUGGGUUUGAAAAGAAGCAAAGUGAGGCGGCUGCAGCUCUCGGCUCAGCGCUCAUUCAUUUCAGAGGCAAACUGCUUGGGUGUGAAGAGAGACUGAGCGUGGUUGAUCCAAUUUGAUUGUUUUUAUCAGUGCAUUUCAUUUAAAAGCAUAGGCAGCGAGCUUGAAUGUGUUCACCUGACAGCUCAUAACGUUUACAAAAAUAAAUGCAUUCCCUGCAUUUUGCCUUUUCAGAUGCCAAACUCUUCAACAAAUACUUUGAUUUCUACAAUAUGUAAACCGCGCUGGUCUAUAUAGGGCUGUUGAACUGUGAUUCUAGUUUGCCAAGAUGACACACACUGCACACAGUGUGUGACUAAUCGGAUACAGCAGGAUGUCGGAAGCUUUCUCAUUCAUUAAAAUAGACCGCGUUCUGCUUUUUUAAAAAGUCUUCCUAAUUGAUGAUUUGGGAUUCAGAUGUGUUUAAAAUUAAACACUUGCAGGUUUGUUUUUGUGUUUUUCCUGAGGAUGUAACCUUCUGUUUUUAUCAUGACAAUCAAAGUUGAGUCUUAAAGUGCCCAUAUUAUCAUUUUAUUUUGGGGGGUCUGCUAGAUUAGGUUUACAUGUUUUUCCCCAUUCUGUCCAUUAUUGCAGCACCGUCUGUCUGUAAGGCUCUGCUUUUAGCUCCUUUCUAUCUGGAAAAGCACAGUCUCUGGGAAUUUGGCUCCAUUAAUGCAGUACAUAUGAUCAUGGACAGUAAAAGAACGAGCAUGAUCUUAACAUACACCAUGCUAACACUAAACCAUAGACAGUAUAAGAGAAGGAUGCAACUUUUAGCUCUAAAGAGUGAAGCCAGUGUGGAAGUGUUUUAUCUCUUAACCCCUUUAAUGCCUAUUCGAAGUAACCCUUGAUGCUCUUGUCGGAGCCGAGUGGUUCCUGUCAUGUUUCAUGCCUGCUUAUAGAACAAGAUGACUGGGUGUGCAAUAGAAGGUAGUGAGGGUGGUCUCUGCCUAUGCAGCGACCCUCAGAGAAACCCGCAAACUAUUCUAAUGGUCGUCAAACCACGUCUUUAUUAAUAUAUACUGAGGUAUCAAACCUCGUCAUUAAGGGUACAAUGAAAGUAGAUCAAUUUUGUCUUUAUGGAGAAAAGAGCUAAAACGAUUUGUUUAAAUAGCCACCAGGGGGCGAUACCUGUGGCUGCAAAAAUGUAUGGUCCUAUAGAUGUCUAAUGGAAAAGGGCCCUUGGAUUUGGCCAAAUCCCAGGAGGUUGAAUGUGUUCAUCUGGAGGUAGCUUUUUUUUUUUCUGUGGGAGAAAUGUCUCAUCGCUCAUCCAGGACUGAGAAAGUCACUUCAAUGAAUGAACAUAGUCAAAUUUCUGGGACUUUCCUGACGAGCUCACAGUGUCAGUUCUUUGUUUCGGGUCAUGUUGAAUACAAAAUUAGGUGAUAAAGUUACUCACUCAUUCACAAGGUGUCACCACAGCGGGUCGUUCCACUUGUUUGAUUUGACA